This is a messenger RNA of Ziziphus jujuba (common jujube), 4481 nucleotides long. RefSeq lists its product as uncharacterized. The record is from RefSeq and is a predicted model, not a curated record. NCBI's taxonomy places the organism in Eukaryota, Viridiplantae, Streptophyta, Magnoliopsida, Rosales, Rhamnaceae. Gene Ontology annotation, biological process: protein phosphorylation; signal transduction. Gene Ontology annotation, cellular component: cytoplasm. Gene Ontology annotation, molecular function: protein kinase activity; protein binding; ATP binding. Bases 528 to 4316 code for a protein of 1262 amino acids. The transcript is spliced from 9 exons.
UCGCUGGGGUAGAAAAAGAACAAACAAAACAAAACAAAAAAAAAAAAACAAAACAAAAAUGUAAAAAAGAAAACGAGAGAAAAAAAAAUAAAAAAAAAAUCAAGUAUGCAUUUGCCGUCAUUUCAUUGUCUUUAGAAAAAUUUUGAAAAACAAAAAUGACGGAAAAGAAGAGAAAGUGAGGGAAAAUUUUGAAGCUUUGUUUAUUUUUUGAGCUGCUUUCAGAUUACUAUUUGCUUAUUCUUCUUUCUUUCUUUCUUUUUGAUGGUGGUUCUGUUUGCUACUUCACUCAAACCCUCGUGAGUCCAACACACAAAGAGUGUUCUUCAAUAAAAACAAAGCAUUGAUCUUUUAUUUAGGUUUUGUCCGAGGAAGUUCGACUUUUAUACAGGGCAAAGAAUAGGCAAGGUUUCAAAGGAUGCUGGUAAUUUAAUCUGUUUUUAGAUGGGUUUUUCAAGGCAGUUUCUUUUUGGCGUUAAUCUCAAUUGGGUUAAGAACUUAAGAGACAUUAAAGGGAUCUGAACCAUGGUAUGAUGGAUCAAUCAAGAACAAAUAAGCAGCUUCCACGUAAUUCCAUUGAACAUGGAUAUGAGGAGCUACAGCCCCCAUCCCAGUCAUUUGUGGGUGAUCCUCUUAGCAAUAUGCAUGCUAAUACCAGACCCCCUGACCCUAAUAUUUCAGAAGUUAGACCUGUACUUAAUUACUCCAUACAAACAGGUGAGGAAUUUGCUUUUGAAUUUAUGCGUGAUCGGGUGAAUCCUAGGAAGCCUUUGCUUCCCAACACUAUGGGUGAUCCCAGUUAUGCACCAGGCUAUUUGGAAUUAAAAGGCAUUUUAGGUAUCAGCCAUGCAGAGUCUGAAAGAGGGUCGGAAGUUUCAAUGCACAGCAUAUCACAAAAAGGUCCAGAACACUUUGAGAAUAAAAACUCAUCUUCUCAUGGAGGCAGAAUUAACUAUUCUUCAGUUCAAUCGGUACCACGAACUUCAUCAGGCUAUGAGAGUAGUCGAGGAAUUCUUCAUGGCUAUACCUCUUCUGGAGCCUCUGAUAGCUCAUCAAUGAAGAUGAAAGUUCUUUGCAGCUUUGGGGGUAAAAUUUUACCCCGGCCAAGUGAUGGAAAGCUGAGGUAUGUUGGAGGUGAAACACGGAUUGUCCGAAUUAGAAAGGAUGUUUCCUGGCAGGAGCUUACCCAGAGAAGUUUAUCGAUUUAUAACCAAACUCAAGUAAUUAAGUAUCAGCUCCCCGGAGAGGAUCUCGAUGCCUUGGUUUCGGUAUCUUCUGAUGAGGAUCUGCAGAAUAUGAUGGAGGAAUGCACGGAUUUAGGCAAUGGAGAGGGAUCGCAAAAGCUAAGGAUCUUUUUAUUUUCUAUGAGUGAUUUGGAUGAAACUCAGUUUAGUCUGGGCAGCAUGGAUGGUGAUUCUGAGGCUCAGUAUGUAGUUGCUGUUAAUGGAAUGGACCUUGGGUCAAGAAAAUCCUCGACUUUGCAUGGUUUUGCAAGCUCAUCAGCCAAUAAUUUAGAAGAUCUAGAUAGACAGAGUAUUGAGAAAGAGACAAGUAGAGCUGCAGUAGACUCAGUGGGGGUUAGCAGUGUACCUUUUCCUGGAAAUAUUGUUUCAUCAUCAACCAGUCAUUCUCCAGAGCCUGUCCUACCUGGUUCCUCAAGUGCAUAUGAAAAUAAUCCUCCUUUUUAUCAUGGCAAUAUGAUGCAUUAUGGAGAAAAUAUGCCAUACCAGCUACCUGAUGCCCGCAUUACUUCUAUUCACUCGCCUUUAGUUCCUGGUUCAAUGCCUGUUCCUGUGGUAAGGGAUCAACAAGGAGGCUCAACAGAAGGGCAAAAAUUUGGUGGAUCAAGGGUUGAGAACGUGCACAUGCCAGUAAAACAGGUGAAACUGAAAUCUGAUGGUUCAGUGCAGCAAGACGGUACCAAUGAAAAUGUUUGCAUGUCAGGGAAUGCAUAUGCUGUCCUUUCACAGCCAUACGAGAGUAAAUUAAUGGAUUAUUCUCCUGUUGAAGAGGCAUCAGUUGCAGUCACUGCUUCUGAGGGUGGUCUGCAUUUGUUGUCAAAAAAUGAGGUAAAGUACCAGGAGCCUGAAAAGGUUUCUGCAUCAAACGAUUCUGUGCACCUGUUGCAGGUUCCUAAAUCUAGUGAGGAUGAUCAUUAUUCUACAUCUAGUACUGCAUUUGCUACUGGCUAUGCUGGAUCUGAGUCUAAUGCAAUGGAUUUAAGUUACUUUGAACAACCUGUGCUUCCUCAAAGAGUUUAUUAUUCAGAAAGAAUUCCCAGGGAGCAGGCAGAAAUGCUUAAUCAGGGAGAGUUGCUUAAUCGAUUAUCAAAAUCGGACGACUCACAUGCUUCUGAAUAUCUUGUAUCUCAUUCACGUGCUGAUAUUUCCCGGCAGGAUCCAAUAGCAGAAGGAGUUGACAAAACAUAUGAAGAUGGGAACCUGGCUCCCCCAACUGAACAACCCUCAAUGACAAAGCCAUUAUAUGUGGAUACUCAUAUUGUUGAUGGUGGACUUGCCAAACUUCAGAAGUACAAAGAAUUUGCUGAUUCUGUUACUCAGAAUUCGGAGCUCUUGCAAGACAGUGAUGUUGAUUCAAAGCAUGCAUUUCCAAAUCCUAUGGAUAGUAAAGAUGCUGUGAAAGAGGAUAGGUCUGACCAAGAAACAAUACGCUCAAAAGAUUCCCAUGAGAAGCUCCCAGUUGAUGAAAUCCCAGAACAUGCAGAUGUAAAUCAGAAAACUUCUGUUGAGCACCAAGAAGAUCCUACAUCUGAUCUUACAAGACAUCAUUUAAGUGAGGUCGUUGCUAAGGAUCCCAGUAGUGAUGACACCAUGGGUGAUGGACAACCAUUUCCAAGGUCUGAGAACUUGGCUAAACGUGCUUCUCAGGAUGCACCCUCAAUUGGUAUAUCCACAUCAACGCAAGUUUAUAUUGAAGAUAGGUUUCCCCGUGAUUUCCUUUCUGACAUAUUCUCCAAAGCUGUACUUUCUGAAGAUUCCCCUGGUGUUGGUUUGCUGCACAAUGAUGGGGCUGGCUUGAGUUUGAACGUGGAAAAUCACGAACCUAAACGUUGGUCAUAUUUUCGGAAUUUGGCACAAGAAGGAUAUAAUCAAAAUGAUGUUUCUCUAAUGGACCAGGAUCAUCCUGGAUAUUCAAAUGUGCAUGGAAGAGUUGAAGAAGAAGAUCAUAUAGCAUAUCAGCAUGCACCUUUAACAGCAGAUAGAGCUCUGAUGGACCAUGUAAAUUCCCAGACUGCAGCAGAAAGUAUUGUUCCAUGUUCAGAUCAUCCCCAUGCAAUGGACACUGAAAGUGUGCAGUUUGGUGCUAUGAUGGAAAAUCGAAGAAUGCCAGAAUCAGACUAUGAGGAUGGGAAGUUUGAAACCAGGUCUGCUGGUCUACCUCCUCUUGAUCCUUCCCUGGGAGAUAUAAUUGACAUCAGUACCUUGCAGGCCAUUAGGAAUGAUGAUCUUGAAGAGCUGAAGGAGCUGGGUUCGGGUACCUUUGGGACUGUGUAUCAUGGAAAAUGGAGGGGAACAGAUGUUGCAAUUAAGAGAAUAAAGAAGAGUUGCUUUACUGGUAGAUCAUCAGAGCAAGAGAGAUUGACUGUAGAGUUCUGGCGGGAAGCUGACAUACUCUCAAAGCUUCACCAUCCAAAUGUGGUAGCAUUUUAUGGUGUAGUGCAAGAUGGACCGGGAGGGACAUUAGCUACUGUAACUGAAUACAUGGUUGAUGGUUCUCUCAGGCAUGUUUUACUUCGCAAAGACAGGUAUCUUGAUCGUCGCAAGCGGCUCAUAAUUGCUAUGGAUGCAGCAUUUGGAAUGGAAUAUUUGCACUCAAAGAAUAUUGUGCAUUUUGACUUGAAGUGUGACAACCUGCUUGUGAACUUAAAAGAUCCACUACGUCCAAUUUGCAAGGUAGGUGAUUUUGGCCUUUCAAAAAUCAAGCGAAAUACCCUGGUUUCUGGUGGUGUUCGGGGAACUUUACCAUGGAUGGCACCGGAGUUGCUAAAUGGCAGCAGCAACAAGGUCUCUGAAAAGGUUGAUGUAUUCUCUUUUGGCAUUGUUUUAUGGGAGAUUCUCACCGGUGAGGAGCCAUAUGCCAACAUGCAUUACGGUGCAAUUAUAGGAGGUAUUGUGAAUAAUACAUUAAGACCAACAAUACCAAGUUACUGUGAUCCUGAAUGGAGAAGGCUGAUGGAGCAGUGUUGGGCGCCUAAUCCUUUGGCUAGGCCAUCCUUCACAGAGAUCGCUAGUCGUUUACGUGUAAUGUCUGCAAUGGCUAGCCAAACCAAAACACAGGUUCAGAAGGCAUCUAAAUGAUGAUUUGAGUUCAUUCCUUGUGCCCUUCUUCCAUGAUUAUAUAAGAUGAUAUAAAUUUAUUCAUUCAAUUGUAUACAAAAAAACAUAGUAUGUAUUAUAUUUGUAGUUGUGAUUGUUCCCAUGGUGGAUUUUGAAAUGGAAUGUGUUUAUGAAGUUUUACUACUA